Molecule: messenger RNA, 3037 nt
Organism: Drosophila erecta
Lineage: Eukaryota; Metazoa; Arthropoda; Insecta; Diptera; Drosophilidae
Gene: Cyp6v1
Product: probable cytochrome P450 6v1
Exons: 4
Coding region: 1355-2917 (520 amino acids)
Biological process (GO): insecticide catabolic process; response to DDT
Molecular function (GO): monooxygenase activity; oxidoreductase activity, acting on paired donors, with incorporation or reduction of molecular oxygen; iron ion binding
Source: RefSeq, a predicted model, not a curated record
GCGAAGCUCUCUUUUCGCGCUCUCUUCUGUAUCUGUGUACUAUCUCGCCGAAAGAUCUCUCCCUCUCUCUUUUGUCUCCCGCAAACUUGCGGUUAAUAAAAUAAAGCACAAAAAAACAUAUGUACGUUGAUGGGGGCGUCGUCGCCGCUCUGCCGGCAUCGCUGUCGACGUCGCUGCCUUCGUGGGGCUUUGGUCGUUGACGUCGCGUCAGUUAAAAAGCGUCGCUUGGUGGAGCUAGCUAGCGAUUUUAUUUAUAUUUUUAGACUUAUUUUUUGUAAUUCGCUAUUUGUAAUUUGUAUUCGCGGUUUUUUCGCAUUUCGUUUGCAACUGUGGUCUCUCUCUCUUUCUGUCCCUCUCCUGUGUCUUUCUGCGCAACUCUCUUCUUCUUCCUUUUCGGCGUGGCUGUUUCUUCUUCUUUCGCCUCUUCCAUUUGUUGUUGACGUCGCGUUGUUGUGCAUUUAAUUCUUCAUUGUGGUCUGUUUUUAGUCUUUUUUUACAUAUUUUUUUGUAGUUAUCGUUUGAAAUGUGAUAUAAUUAGUUAAGUAUUUAUUUAUAAAACACGCGACGCCGAGAAAAGAAAGAAAGCCCAAUAAAGGGAAAUCGAGGAUUGCUAACCAAACAACAACUAAAAGAGAGCAACGAAAAGGAGCUGCGAUAACAACAAACGCAAAGAGAAUCAACAAAUAACGGCAAUGCCCAAUGUGGUGGAGCAGCAGAAACGAUCAGAAAAAAACCAAAGCAAAAGCUGAAACCGAAAACCGAAACAACCGACAAACAACGGAAAAUGCAAAAUUUCAUUAAAGCACGCAGAUAAAAUACAAUUUGUUAAGCAUUAUUCAAAAGCCCCAACAAAAUAAUUGAAAACAGAAGUUGAAGAAAGAUUAUCGGACGACCUUCGGAGAAUAAAUACAUAUUGCUUGGAAAAUAGAACGAUCUUUAGAGAAAUGAAAACAGCGAAGUUUACAAGGAUUUUCAACAGGAGCUCGAAAGGAAUCUGAUGAAUUUGAGAUCUCUGGCAACUAAAAAUUACAUCAGAAAUAGGACAACUUCAAAGCAUCAUUUCAACAAAAUACAAUUGAAAAAUAUACAAAAAUAAUACAAUUUGCACUUAAUAUAUAAAUGGAAAUCCUUAGAAAGUGAAAUAUCAAGUUUACGACGAUCGUACAACUACCAUUUCCCGAGACAUUGCAUCCUACAACAAAUAGACAAUCAAAACAAAAGCGAAAAGGCCACAACUGCUGGGAACGCUCCCCAGAAUAAAAGCACCAAGAUCGGCCAAUCCAAGGCACUAUCCGCCUAUUCGCUCGCGAUUCAUCCGCCACUGGACCUGACGUCCGGAGACCCGGAAUCCGAGAUGGUGUACUCCACAAACAUCCUUCUGGCGAUCGUGACGAUCCUGACGGGCGUGUUCAUCUGGUCCCGACGCACCUACGUCUAUUGGCAGCGCCGGCGGGUGAAGUUCGUCCAGCCGACCCACCUGCUGGGCAACCUGAGCCGGGUGCUCCGACUGGAGGAGUCCUUUGCGCUCCAGUUGCGCCGCUUCUACUUCGACGAGCGGUUCCGCAACGAGCCCGUCGUGGGAAUCUAUCUGUUCCAUCAGCCAGCCCUGCUCAUCCGCGAUCUCCAGCUAGUCCGCACCGUUCUGGUCGAGGAUUUCGUCAGCUUCUCCAACCGAUUCGCCAAGUGUGAUGGGCGCAGCGACAAAAUGGGCGCCUUAUCGCUUUUUUUGGCCAAACAACCCGAGUGGCGCGAGAUCCGCACCCGUUUAGCACCAGCCUUCGCAGGCGCCAAGCUGAAACAGAUGUUCUCGCUGAUGGAGGAGAUCGGCUGCGAUCUGGAGUGGUAUCUGAAGCGUCUGACUCGAGAUCUUAGACGGGGCGACGCGGAGCGAGGGGCGAUUGUGAGCAUUAAGGACGUGUGCGAUCUGUACAACACCGACAUGAUAGCCAGCAUUGCGUUCGGACUGAGAUCCUACAGCCUGAGGAACACGCAGUCGGAGAUCGGCUCACAUUGUCAGGACCUGUUUCGGCCGAAUGUGCGUCGAGUAAUCGACUUGUUUGUGAUCUUUUACCUGCCAAAACUGGUGCCGCUGCUGCGGCCCAAACUUUUCACGGAGCCGCAUGCCACAUUCCUGCGCCGGGUCAUCCAGCUGGUGAUCGAGGAGCGGGAACGCGGCGGCGAUCUGCGCAACGAUCUCAUCGAGAUGCUGCUGACGCUCAAGAAGGAGGCGGAUCUGCAGCAGGACAAAUCGCACUUUACGCACCAUCGGGACUUCUUGGCCGCCCAGGCGGCAUCCUUUGAGGUGGCCGGCAUUGAGACCUGCUCGGCGAGCAUGUCCUUUGCACUCUACGAGUUGGCCAAACAGCCCCUGAUGCAGUCGCGCCUGCGACGCGAAAUACGCGAGGCUUUCGCCGACAAUCCCAAUGGGCGGCUCACCUACGAGGCCGUCGCCCGCAUGGAGUUCCUCGACAUGGUCGUGGAGGAGACUCUGCGAAAGUAUCCAAUCGUGCCGCUCCUGGAGCGCGAGUGCACGCCGAUCAACAAGAAGCGCUUCUACUCGCUGAGGCCACAUGCCGAGUGCUACGCCCGCCGUGGAAUGCCCGUCUUCAUAUCCAAUCUGGCCAUCCAUCACGAUCCCAAGUACUGGCCGGACCCGGACCGCUUCGACCCGGAGCGCUUCAGUGCGGCGAACAAGGCGCUGCAGGCGCCCAUGUCCUACAUGCCCUUUGGGGCGGGGCCGCACAACUGCAUCGGGAUGCAAAUCGGAUUGCUGCAGAUAAAGCUGGGCCUCGUUUACUUUUUGCACCGACACCGCGUCGAGAUUUGCGACCGUACCGUGGAGCGGAUUCAGUUCGACGCCAAGUUCGCGCUGCUGGCCAGUGAGAAACGCAUUUACCUCAAGGUCGACUGCUUAUAGCCGCCGAUCCCAUGCAAUAUCAGCAGCAUUACGCAAUGGGCUCCUGAAGGGCAUCGUCAUUGUUUUUGUAAAUAUUUCGGCCUGGCUCAAAUAAACUUUGCUACGAUCUUUUUUUCUAAA